GGCAAUCGUCUACAUCGUCGGGAGGUCCAAGAUGCCAUGCUGGAAGUCGCUCCUCUGUUUCCUCCCACCAGAGGGCGAAGCAUCGGAUACUCGAGGACUUCUCGCGAAUCCUGUAUCUUCGGUAUCCAUUCAGCAAUCUUAUAAUGAGAGUUACGGAUCCACAAAUAAAGUCGAAGAUGAAGACCAAAGCCAUCUCAAUCGGAUACUGCAGAACACGAUGGCUCAUGUCAUCAAUAUACGGACCCUAGGUCAUUAUAUGGACAGCGUGGAAACGAGCGAGCGUGCCAAGAUGUAUCACUACAAGGUUGACCAACUUCUAUCGCGAACACCCUACCAGAAGAAGGCUCGACCAUGUGUCCUACAGGACUCCGACCUCUCGAAGGUGCUCUACUGGCCCGCGAUGUCCGAGAAAGACUUCCAUCAAAUAGAAAAUAUCGCUGCGUCUCUGAAUCAGGCGCUCGCGGAUAUACAAAUCGAUUGCCCGGAACCUCUUGUUGUCGAUUUCGGCAGCUCUCUGUGAAGCUGGAUUGCGAUGCCUUCAUCGAGAGCGCCCAGAGUUGUUGGAUCCUCGUGAGCCUGAUCGCGCCUAACAAAUGAUUACACUCUUUCUAUAUCAGCACUCCGGAGUUAGUACGAGCUUGGACGACUCCGAGAGGCGGCGAAUUUCAUUGAGCUCUCUCGUUUUUUAUACUUACUUAGUCUCACUCAGGGGCGACUCAGUCUAGGAUCCUAGGACGGACAAUUCUCGCUCAGUACUGAGUUUUGUUCCUAUGUCGGCAAUCUGUAAAUAAUAACUUGUUGAGCGAGAUGUAUCGUUGGCUUCAGUAGGAGCGUAUCUUGUACAUUCUUAACAGAGUAAAGAAAUUGUUCGAAACU
Molecule: messenger RNA, 876 nt
Organism: Galendromus occidentalis (western predatory mite)
Lineage: Eukaryota; Metazoa; Arthropoda; Arachnida; Mesostigmata; Phytoseiidae
Gene: Lamtor1
Product: Late endosomal/lysosomal adaptor, MAPK and MTOR activator 1
Exons: 5
Coding region: 32-520 (162 amino acids)
Biological process (GO): cellular response to amino acid stimulus; regulation of receptor recycling; positive regulation of MAPK cascade
Cellular component (GO): Ragulator complex; lysosomal membrane
Molecular function (GO): molecular adaptor activity; guanyl-nucleotide exchange factor activity
Source: RefSeq, a predicted model, not a curated record